Molecule: messenger RNA, 324 nt
Organism: Desarmillaria tabescens
Lineage: Eukaryota; Fungi; Basidiomycota; Agaricomycetes; Agaricales; Physalacriaceae
Exons: 1
Molecular function (GO): histone H3K79 methyltransferase activity
Source: RefSeq, a predicted model, not a curated record
AUAAUCGAUCUUGGCUGUGGAAUGGGAAAUGUCCUCUCACAGCUAAGGAUGGCAUAUAGCUGCUGCACCUAUGGCAUUGAGAUGCAAGACAAAUGCAUCAAAGCUGUGAAAUUGAUGAUAUGUGAAGCAGGGUAUUGUAUCAAUUUCUGGAGGGCACUGAUGGUUGUCAAUUCUAUCACAAUUGAAUAUGGAAACAUGCUUGAGAAUCCUAACCUCUGGCAGCUCAUUUCAGAUGCCAAUGUGGUAUUUGUUAAUAACUUGAUGUUCAAAGCCACACGUAAGUCAUUAUCUGUUAUCAGGAUAAAAGAAAUAAUGUUCCCAUAG